AUGACGAUCCGCGCCGUCCUCAUCGUCAACAACCACGGCAAGCCGCGCCUCACCAAGUUCUACUCGCAGCUCCCCUCGGCGCGCCAGCAGGCCCUCAUCCGCCUCAUCUACCGCCUCGUCUCCAAGCGCCCCGACGGCGUGUGCAACUUCCUCGACGCCCCCGAACUCACACCGCUACUACCACCCCCUAGCGACGCCGUAUCCUUUUCCAGCACCUCCCGCACCGCCCCAAGCAGCGGCAGCGGCAGCGGCAGCGGCAGCGGCACCAACACCGCCAACGCCGCAAGACGGUCAACGAGAGGCGAGACCUCGGACCGCUCCAACCAGGACGAGCUCAGGGUCAUCUACCGCCACUAUGCCACCCUCUACUUUGUCUUUGUCGUCGAUCAGAGCGAGAGCGAGCUUGGUAUCCUUGACCUCAUCCAGGUCUUUGUCGAAUCCCUCGACCGCUGCUUUGAAAACGUGUGCGAGCUCGACCUCAUCUUCCACUUUGACGAGGUCCAUGCCAUCCUGUGCGAGCUGAUACAGGGAGGCCUCGUGGUCGAGACCAACAUCAACGAAAUUGUUUCGGCAGCACAAACCACAUCGCGCGCGCGCAAGACGUCGGCGGCAACCACACCGGGCGGCGGCGGUCUGGCCUCGUUCGUCCCAUCAGCCACGUCCAACCUCUCCUCGCUCACCCCUUCCUCGCUCAACCUCGGUUUCCCCGGUUCUCCAGGGUGGGGCAAUGGAGGGUCAUCGAGCAGCAGCAGCGGCAGUGGAGGCGGCGGAGGGGGAGGGGGCAUCGCCUGGCCAAAGGGGACCUUUAUGGUCGAUGCGCUCGCCAACCUCGGCAGUCAGUACCUUGGUGGUGGAUCCAGAGGCAGAGGUCGGUACGGCAGAUGA
Messenger RNA from Pseudozyma flocculosa PF-1, 885 nucleotides. RefSeq lists its product as uncharacterized. Gene Ontology annotation, biological process: intracellular protein transport; Golgi to vacuole transport. The transcript is spliced from 4 exons. NCBI's taxonomy places the organism in Eukaryota, Fungi, Basidiomycota, Ustilaginomycetes, Ustilaginales, Ustilaginaceae. The record is from RefSeq and is a predicted model, not a curated record. Gene Ontology annotation, cellular component: membrane coat; AP-3 adaptor complex; intracellular membrane-bounded organelle. Bases 1 to 885 code for a protein of 294 amino acids.